Mobula hypostoma (lesser devil ray) is the source of this 1528-nucleotide messenger RNA. Its product is annotated as zinc finger protein 229-like. The coding region runs from base 366 to 1319 and encodes 317 amino acids. The record is from RefSeq and is a predicted model, not a curated record. The transcript is spliced from 2 exons. Gene Ontology annotation, biological process: regulation of gene expression. NCBI's taxonomy places the organism in Eukaryota, Metazoa, Chordata, Chondrichthyes, Myliobatiformes, Myliobatidae. Gene Ontology annotation, cellular component: nucleus.
CAGAAAAAGGCCUCGGAUCUCGCUGCCGAUAUUUAAGAAGUGGAGCAAGGGAUUCACUUGAUCAUCCUUCCUGCUCAGACAGUGGGGAGGGAUUCACUCGAUCAUCUGACUGACUGACAUGCCCAUCGUUUUACACAGGGGGGAGCCCAUUCAUCUGCUCAGACAGUGGGAAUGGAUUCACUCGGUCAUACCAACUAAUGGUACACCAGCAGAUUCACACUGGGGCAAGGCCAUUCACCUGUUCUAUGUGUGAGAAGGGAUUCAGUCAGUCAUCCCACCUCUGGCCACACCAGUCAGAUCACACUGGGCAGAGGCUGCUCAUCUGCUGAAUUUGUAGGGAAGGAUUCACUCGGUCAUCUGCCCUAAUGGCUCACCAGCGAGUUCACACUAAUGAGAGGCCAUUCAUCUGCUCAGACUGUGGGAAGGGAUUCACUCAGUCAUCCACCCUAAUGGCACACCAGCGAGUUCACACCGGGGAGUGGCCAUUCACCUGCUCAGUCUGUGGGAAGGGAUUUACUUGCUCAUCUAAACUGAAGGGACAUCAGCGAUUUCACACCGGGGAGCGGCCAUUCACCUGUUCAGACUGCGGGAAGGGUUUCACUUGCUCAUCUGACCUGAAUGUACACCAGCGAGUUCACACUGGAGAGAGACCGUUCAAUUGCUCAGACUGUGGGAAGGGAUUCACUCAAUCACACACCCUGAUGGCACACCAGCGAGUUCACACUGGAGAGAGGCCAUUCACCUGCUCAGACUGUGGGAAGGGAUUUAUUCGGUCAUCCGACCUACUGGUACACAAUUCAGUUCACUCUGGGGAGAGGCCGUUCACCUGCUCAGACUGCGGGAAGGGAUUUACACAGUUAUCCCAACUGAAGGUACAUCAGCGAGUUCACACUGGGGAGCGGCCGUUCACCUGCUCAGACUGUGGGAAGGGAUUCACUCGGUCAUCCGAACUGCUGGGACACAAGUCACUUCACACUGGGGAGAGUCCGUUCACCUGCUCGGACUGUGGGAAGGGCUUCACUUGCUCAUCCCAACUGAAGGUACACCAGCGAGUUCACACUGGAGAGCGGCCAUUCACCUGCUCAGACUGUGGGAAGGGAUUUACUAAAUCAUCUCACCUACAGAGACACCAGUCAGUUCACACUGGAGAGAGGCCAUUCACCUGUUUGCACUGUGGGAAGGGAUUCACUCAGACAUCUCACCUACUGAGACACCAGUCAGUUCACACUGGAGAGAGGCCGUUCACCUGCUCAGACUGUGGGAAGGGAUUCACUCAGACAUCUAACCUACAGAUACACCAGCGAGUUCACACUGGGUAGAGGCCGAUCACCUGCUCAGACUUUGGGAAGAGAUUCUCUCAGCCAAAUCAACCAAAUGUGCAUCACUGAGUUCACACUGGCGAGAGGCCAUUCACCUGCUGUGAAUGUGUGAAGCUAUUCACUCAGUCAUCUAACUUUAUGUAACUCGCUUCGGCUAGCAGCUUAAUAUAGGCCCUAUAUAAUUUAAUUGUAAGAAAUUACUCCUUGAA